GGGGGAACAUCGUAUCUUUUCUCUCUCGGGAUACUCGGCAGAGAGGACGCGUGAAUUAGAGAGAAACAGAUUGCAGAAGAAGGUAAAACGGGAGGCGAUUGAGCUGCUGGUACAGUUAGCGGACUCGUCGAGCCAAGAAAAACAGUCCAACCUGCACCAGCAUGAGGAAAACGGUGCAACUUACAACGCAUGAUGAGAAAAAGGGCAGUCGGCCGAACCUGUUGCUGCCCGGACACAAGCGAGCGGGCGGUCGGUUGCUGGUGGACGUGGUGGGCGAGUACCUUUUUGAGACGGGCGCGAUUUUGCUCUCCUUCCUGAUCGCGCGCAACUCGAUCGCUUGGAUUUUGGAAACGGCGUUUGGACUGGGUCCCGAUUUUUGGCAGCUCCAGUGGCAAACCCUGGUCGACCGAAACCUCGACCCCAAGUUCUACCUUGUGUGGGGCGGCCUUACAGUGUCCCUGUCCGUCUAUUGGAUCUGGGGCGGUUUCUACUGCGUCCUCGACAGGACCGGCUGGCUCUCCAGGUACAAAGUCCAACCUGGCACCAACUUGCCCCCGGACAGAGAAAAGUUCAUCAAGGCUGUGGUGCACGUGUUGUUCAACCAGUUUGUUGUGUCGAUCCCAGUGGCAAUCGCAGGAUUUUACCUGACCCAAAGCAGCGGCCGACUGCUCCCGAUCGAGCAACUGCGGAUUUUGCCUUCAUUCUACAGAGUUCUGCUCGAGCUGCCUUUCCACAUUUUUUGCCAAGAAGUCGGCUUCUAUUACAGUCACAGGUUGCUGCACCACAAGUCAAUCUACAAGCACAUUCACAAGAAGCACCACGAGUGGACGGCGCCGGUGGCCAUCAUGGCCGUUUAUGCGCACCCCCUGGAGCACGUCUUCUCGAACGUUGUGCCGGUGAUCAUCGGGCCGGGCAUCCUGGGUUCGCACCCCGUGUCGGCGUGGUUUUGGUUCGCGUGCGCAAUCUUCCACACGAUCAACACGCACUCGGGCUACCACCUGCCGCUGCUGCAGUCGCCAGAGUUCCACGACUACCACCACCUCAAGUUCAACCAGAACUUCGGCGCCAUGGGCCUGCUCGACCACGUGCACGGCACCGACGCCCAGUGGCGCCAGACAAAGUCCAAGCAGCGCCACGUGUCCCUCUACUCCACCACGCCCAUCAACCGGCUCAUCCCAGACAACAAGGGGGACUGAGUGACCCCGGGUCUCCCCUAGAGGUCAGCCGUGGAACUAUUUGUGAUUUUGCAGACAAUAAUUGUAAAAAUAUAUUAAAUUUUGCUUGUAAUUCUAUUGUCUUAAACUUUUGCCUAGUCAACCAACAAUUGAAUUUGGAAUUGCGAUGUUCCUUUGUACAGAUUUUUAUAAUGGUAUUUUUAUGUAAAAAGAAAGGUGAUAAAAUUAAAAUUUUGUACAAUAUCAAAGU
Messenger RNA from Neocloeon triangulifer, 1425 nucleotides. Its product is annotated as fatty acid hydroxylase domain-containing protein 2-like. The transcript has 4 exons. The coding region runs from base 162 to 1196 and encodes 344 amino acids. NCBI's taxonomy places the organism in Eukaryota, Metazoa, Arthropoda, Insecta, Ephemeroptera, Baetidae. Gene Ontology annotation, biological process: sterol biosynthetic process. Gene Ontology annotation, molecular function: C-4 methylsterol oxidase activity; iron ion binding. The record is from RefSeq and is a predicted model, not a curated record.